CUGUAAGCUCUUUAAUAAUGCUAGUUAUGGAAAAUGUAUCUAAUCCUCUCUAGUGUGCCCAGCACAGUAUGUACUCAGUAGAUGUUUUCAGUAUUAGUAUAUGAUUACAAGUUCUGAAUAAUGUUCUCACCAUUUAAAAAUUAAUAUUCUACUAUUUGAUCGUUAAAUAGAAAUUAAGAGGAUUUGUACUUUUUGCAAAUGAAAAAUUGGAAAACUUUGAUGUUGGUGCCUUGUCAUUGUUGAAGUGAACUGCCCCGUAUUUAACUUUAUAUUAUGAUGUAUUUCAAACAUCCAGAAAUAGACAUAAUAAUAAUAGUAUAAUGAACCCUCAUCUUAAUUAUUGCUCAGUUCUGACAAUUGUCAAUCCAUGGCCAAUUAUAUCUUUCUUAAAUUAGGGCCCCCAUAAAUAUACCCCAUUUAUAUAUAGUGAAUAUUAACCAAGUUGUGAGUUCAUGCCUGAAGUACUUCAGUAGAUGCAAGUUCUAUGAAUUUUUGGUUUUGCCUUUUGGAAAAAGCUGUAUUAACAUGUUUUUUUUCCCCCUUUUUUUUUUUGAAAUAACAAACCAACCUUUGACAUUACAUGUAAUACAUAAAUCUAAUAGUUUUGACUUUUGAAUUGGAAAUUAAUUUGAUAUGUCGACAGAGAUGGAAGUCUGGUUUUGGUGUACAUCCCUGCUGGUCUGUCUGCUUGUCUGGAAUGAACUGUGGGCAGAAUUUACAUUGGCUUUGAGACAAACAAGACUUAGGUUGCCAGCAGAACCUGUAGCCAGGCAUUCGGCCAUUUUUGCAGAAGCAGUCGUCUUUACCUAGUAUCGGGCAUUUCAGGGUCCCGGGCGGGGGAUCCUAGUUGAUUCUUGUGGCGGGGCAGUGAGUAACUGGGAGGAAGAAGUAAGCUUCAGGGAAGCCAUUUUGGGCACUCUGGAUCUUCUUGAUAUUUAAAGUACUGUGAAAUGUGUGGAAACCCUGGUGGUGUAGUAGUUAAGUGCUACGGCUGCUAACCAAAAGGUCGGCAGUUUGAAUCCACCAGAUGCUCCUUGGAAACUGUGGGGCAGCUCUGCUCUAUUCUGUAGAGUUGCUAUGAGUCGGAAUCGACUCGACAGCAAGGAUUUUUUUACGGUUAAUGAAAUGUGUACAUUUUCAUGUCAGGCGAGAGCAGAUACAUUCUGGUGAGCCUGACGUGAAUGUUUAUCGUUAUCACCUUAAAGGAUCUGGCAAGGCCUAAUUUUCUUUUUCCAAAACUUGAACUAGAUUUCAAUUUAUGCAUUUGUAGAAUUUAGAAAAGCAGUUCUUGCUUGUUGUAAAAUAUUCUUGAAAUGCCCCAUUCUUGUUAUGUUAAAUGUGUUGUGCUAUAAGCAUGGUCAUCUUAGAGGGUCUGGCAUAAUCUUUUUUCCCCAAAGUGGAAAUUUUUUUCUGCUUAUGAAGGUAAUGCGUGUUUGUGUAAAAACAAGUCAGUGUUAAAGUAUAGGAAGUGACUGGUCCCCACUUCGCAUAGAUGGCCAUUGUUUGGUAUAUCCCUCCACACUCACUCACCCUUCCUUCUUUCUUUUUUCCUCCUCCUCUCCCUUCCUACCUUUUGUUUGUCUUACAAGCUUUUGUUUGCAUAGCUUAAAAUUGUUUUUUUCUUUUUUUAAUUUCUCCAUACUUUUUAUAUGUAUGUAUAAAAACACUGCAAAUCAUGGGGCAAAGAUACAGAUAACUGCAAUUUUAUUUAUAUCUCUUUCUUUCCUAACAAUGACACAACUGGUUGGGUGGGACAACAUGGUGCAAACCCAGAUGGAACAAGCCCAGAUGCAGCAACCUGCUUCAUAUGUAGAGCAAGGCACUGCUCUAAAGGGUCUUUAAAAUACCCUUAAAGUACCAUCCAGCUGUAUUUAUCUAUCGUGGUGGUUUUCAAACGUCUUGCUUGUGCAUGUAUAGCCUAAGGGAAAUUUGAAAAACAAUGUACCCGAUCACAUAUUUUUUCUUCAUAAGUUUGAAUAUUGCAAAGUUUAAAAUUUAUGCAUAUAAUGUGUUGAUAUUUCUGAGAUCAAACUGUUACACCACUCAUUUAAAUGUUCCCAGUGGAAAUUAAAUAUGGUGAUUUGAAAUCAGUGAUCAUUUAAAAAAAAAAACUAAACACACGUACUGCCAAAAAUAAUUUCUAAUAAAGGCUACUGAAUUUUUAAGAAGCAAUAUAUACUCAUUGAAGAAAAAUUGAAAUAAGUAGCAAAGUAUAAUGAACUAAAUAAAAUCUCUCUAAUUCCCCUCUCCAAGAUAACAGCUUUUAUGAUUUUGUUGUAUUCUUUCUUCUGUGUGUAUUUAGUAUUGAUAAAGUUGUAACCAUAGUACAUUUGACCACCAUGGGUACCAACCACAUCAUCAGUGUUUUCCAUCUUACUAAAUAUUUUAUGUGCCAGGGACUGAAGAUACCAAGACAAUCAAUAUGUGGUCCUACGCAAAUAAUCUGCUACAGAGGCACCUUAUUAGUGACGAUGAACCGGGCUAUGACCUGGAUUUAUUUUGUAUACCUAAUCAUUACGUGGAGGAUUUGGAAAAGGUGUUUAUUCCUCAUGGACUAAUUAUGGACAGGACCGAGCGGCUUGCUCGAGAUGUGAUGAAGGAGAUGGGAGGCCAUCACAUUGUAGCCCUCUGUGUGCUCAAGGGGGGCUAUAAAUUCUUUGCUGACCUGCUGGAUUACAUCAAAGCACUGAACAGAAAUAGCGAUAGGUCCAUUCCUAUGACUGUAGAUUUUAUCAGGCUGAAGAGCUACUGUAAUGACCAGUCAACAGGGGACAUAAAAGUAAUUGGUGGAGAUGAUCUCGCAACUUUAACUGGAAAGAACGUCCUGAUCGUUGAAGAUAUAAUUGACACUGGCAAAACAAUGCAGACCCUGCUUUCGUUGGUCAGGCAGUAUAACCCACAGAUGAUCAAGGUUGCGAGCUUGCUGGUGAAAAGGACUCCCCGAAGCGUUGGCUAUAGACCAGACUUUGUUGGAUUUGAAAUUCCAGACAAGUUUGUUGUAGGAUAUGCCCUUGACUAUAAUGAAUACUUCAGGGAUUUGAAUCACGUCUGUGUCCUUAAUGAAACUGGAAAAGCCAAAUACAAAGCCUAAGAUGAGAGUUCAAGUUGAGCGUUUGAGUUUGGAAACAGCUCGAGUUCCAUUGACAUCACCAGUAAAGUGAUCAAAUGUUCUAGUUCUGUGACCAUCUGCUUAAUAGAGCUUUUUGCAUGUACCUUCUAAGAAUUUUUAUCUGUUUUGUAUGUUAGAAAUGUCUGUUGCUGCAGUCCUGAGCUCUUUAUUUGCACUAUGAGCCUAUAGGCUCUCGGUUCCCUUUGGAUGGAGUGUUGUUUGCCUUGUGAAUGGAAGUCUCUUAAACCAAGCCACUGAUGAAAGAAAAUAUUGAAAUUGUAUCUGUAAGAAACAUUUAAAGAGAAGAUAUAUUAGUUUUUUAAUUGGUAUUUUAAUUUUUAUAUAUUCACAGAAGAACGGAAGUGCUUGAAUCUUGUUCAUUAUACCGCCGUGUGUUUAGGAAAUUAAGAAGCAGUCGGUUUCCGUAUCAGUGACAGCAUCUAAGAGGUUUUAUUGUGUCUGAGACCAUAUGUCCUGGAAUUUCGUUAGUAGUGUUUCAAUAGUAUUAACUGAAUGUUCCCACUUGUUCAGAUUGUUUCUGAUCAACCUUUGUCAACAGUUCCUUUUAAAUAUAAAUAAAUUCCAAAAAACACUUGUACCACUUUUUCAAUUCUUGUUAGUAUGCAGAUCCUGAAAAUAAAGGCCGUUGCUUUAAAAGAAA
Loxodonta africana (African savanna elephant) is the source of this 3770-nucleotide messenger RNA. RefSeq names its product hypoxanthine phosphoribosyltransferase 1 (gene HPRT1). The transcript is spliced from 9 exons. The record is from RefSeq and is a predicted model, not a curated record. The coding region runs from base 2423 to 3091 and encodes 222 amino acids. Gene Ontology annotation, biological process: purine ribonucleoside salvage; hypoxanthine metabolic process; guanine salvage. Lineage: Eukaryota; Metazoa; Chordata; Mammalia; Proboscidea; Elephantidae. Gene Ontology annotation, molecular function: magnesium ion binding; hypoxanthine phosphoribosyltransferase activity. Gene Ontology annotation, cellular component: cytosol.